GGCACUCUGCAGAGCCACAGACACAAAGAGGCACAACAGUUCAGCCAUGGGUGGAGGAGAGUCAACACCUGCUGAUCCUCCUAAAACUUUGAUUAAAGAGUGGAUGAAAAUACAAUGGAGCCAAAAACAGGAGGACCUGCAGUUUGUGAAGGAUUAUCAGCCUCAUAACAAAGACGUCAAACAGCUCAGAGUUCUGCUUCAUGGAUCUACUGGUGCUGGAAAGUCCAGCUUCAUCAACUCUGUCGACAGUGUUUUACGAGGAAGAAUCACUGGUCGAGCUUUGACAGAUACAAACUCCUCAAAAACGUUCACCAUGAAACGCCGAACCUUCAAAAUUGACAAAGGAGGACCAGGGACAUUUUACCCUUUUGUCUUCACUGACCUCAUGGGCAUCGAGGGGUCAGAAAAACAAGCAAUUUGUGUGGAAGACAUCAAACUGGACAUGAAGGGACACAUAAAAGACGGUUACAAGUUCAAUCCGUGCUCUGAAAUAUCAGAGAAUGAUCCAAACUACAACAAGAGCCCCACCCUGGAGGACAAAGUUCAUGUUCUGGUUUGUAUCAUCGAUGCCAGCAGAGCAAGUCUACUAAGUAAUGAAUCUAAGAAAAAGAUGAGGGAGGUCAGACUUGCAGCUAGCAGAUUGGGGAUUCCUGAAGUGGUUGUUCUCACCAAAAUUGAUGAAGCUUGUGCAGAGGUCCGCUCCGAUGUAAAGAACGUGUGUAAGAGCAAGUACAUAAAGGAAACGGUGGACAAAAUCAGUGUGGACCUGGGCCUUCAACCAAACUGCAUCUUUCCUGUGAAGAAUUACAACACAGAGAUGGAAACAAAUGAUGAGAUCAAUUCACUGAUCCUGAGCGCAAUGAAACGGAUCAUUGACUUUGGAGAAGACUUUGUCAACGAGCUGCAGGCCUAAAAUACUGCUUCAAAAAAAGUCUCCAUGUAGUAAUAUGAUUAUAUUAAAUGGGACUUUUUUCAGUUCUAAAGCUCUAAAUGGUCUUAGCUCUAAUAAACAAUUAAAAUAAGUAUGUUAGGCUGUAUCACCCUCACCACGCUUUAGUUUUUGUAUUAUUA
Molecule: messenger RNA, 1071 nt
Organism: Gasterosteus aculeatus aculeatus (three-spined stickleback)
Lineage: Eukaryota; Metazoa; Chordata; Actinopteri; Perciformes; Gasterosteidae
Source: RefSeq, a predicted model, not a curated record